AUGUCGACUCCCCGCGGCCCUCCGGACCCUCAAGCCAUGAAAACCCGCAUCAUCACACACAUGAACACCGACCACGCUCUCUCUCUCCGCCUCUAUCUCAUGCACUACUCUCAUGUUCCACUCUCCGGCACUUCGUCCGCCACCCUCACCGACAUCACCACUCAGCAUAUGAUUCUCACAUCCAGCUUUGGCAGGCACGUCAUCUCCUUUGAACCGGAGAUGAAAUCCCUUCUCGACGCCCGCGAGCGCCUCGUCGCCAUGCACAAUGAGUGUCUCUCUGCAUUAGACCUCAGUGACAUUGUGAUCGAUACGUACGUUCCGCCCGAUCGUGCAUGGCAUUGGGGAUUGGCGGGCAUUACUCUUUUGAUUCUCUCGACAUUUCCGUUUCGCGAAGCGCUGAAGCCUGAAUCGGGCACCAUCAUCGCGAGCAUUUGGUCACUAGGCGGGGCUGUACCGGGUCUCGCAAGGUUGUGCUAUACGCUGCAGCCUUAUGUGUUGACUCUCGUGGUGUUGGUACAUGGGACGGAGGCUGCGUGGCUCGCGAACACGAAGCUAAGGAGGCAUUGGGUCGAAGUUGGGAGCGGUGUCUGGUUUGCUUGGUUGCUGGAUUGUGUGAUCGAAGGGGGAGGGUGUUUGGAACGCUUCCAGAGGGUGGUGAAGGGGAAGGAGGCGGCAAAGAAUGGGAAGCAUUGA
Rhinocladiella mackenziei CBS 650.93 is the source of this 693-nucleotide messenger RNA. RefSeq lists its product as uncharacterized. NCBI's taxonomy places the organism in Eukaryota, Fungi, Ascomycota, Eurotiomycetes, Chaetothyriales, Herpotrichiellaceae. The transcript has a single exon. The coding region runs from base 1 to 693 and encodes 230 amino acids. The record is from RefSeq and is a predicted model, not a curated record.